CCGAUUCAACGUGAUCGCGUUUCUCGCAGAGAAGCGGUGCAGUUUCUGAUGAGCGCUCACAUGCAUCUCUCAGACGCACUUUUAACAGGAUGUUGAUGAUGAGACUGACCACGGAAAGAAAAAAAACAGCGGGUUAAACACUGCGAUGUGAAAAACACCCUUGAGCCAGAAAUGACCGCCACAGCGGAGGAGACGAAGACAGGAGUCCCGAUGAGGCAGCUCACCGCCGGCAGGUCUUGACGGCUGCUCCCGCUGACCUGAGACGCCCAGCACCGCGUCAGGACCGCGCGGUUUACACACACUGAAAACCGAACGUAGCCGAAAUACCCCACAACCCAUCGGUGAACCUUAAAAGAGACAAUGGCGAACCAGGGCGACUGCUGUGUGAAGGUAGCAUUGAGGAUUCGCCCUCAGAUGGCCAAGGAGAAGAUAGAGGGCUGCCAUGUGUGCACGCUUGUCACACCUGGAGAUCCACAAGUCCUCCUGGGUAAAGACAAGGCCUUCACCUAUGACUUUGUGUUUGACAUCGACUCGGAGCAGCAGCACAUCUACCAGACCUGUGUAUACAAGCUCAUCGAGGGCUGCUUCGAGGGCUACAACGCCACAGUGUUCGCUUAUGGUCAGACGGGUUCGGGGAAGACCUACACCAUGGGGACAGGCUUCGAUGUGAGCCUGGGCCAGCAGGAGCAGGGCAUCAUCACGCGGGCGGUUCACCAGUUAUUUGAGGGAAUCCAGAACAGAAGGGUGCGCGCCCAGGAGGCCGGCAACCAGCCACCCGAAUUUAAAGUCAGCGCCCAGUUCCUAGAGUUGUACAAUGAAGAAGUUCUCGAUUUGUUUGACGGUACCAGAGAUCCAGAGAGUCGGAACAGGAAGUCCAACAUUAAGAUCCAUGAAGACGCAAGUGGCAGCAUCUACACCACUGGAGUCACUUCCAGACUGGUGCAGUCAGAGGAGGAGCUGCUGCAGUGCCUAAAGCUUGGUGCUCUGUCCCGCACCACAGCCAGCACCCAGAUGAACGCCACAAGCUCCCGCUCGCAUGCCAUCUUCACCAUCUACCUCUGUCAGAUGAGAGUGUGCCCACAGGCUCAAACGCAGAACGGAGGUGGAGGAGGAGGUGGGGGAGGAGGAGGAGGAGGAGGAGGAGAAGAAGAGAACGGGGAGUUGAACGGCGUGGACUCGAGCCCCAUCGCUCAGCCGGAGUUUGAGACGCUGAUGGCAAAGUUCCACUUUGUGGACCUGGCUGGCUCUGAGAGGCUGAAACGCACAGGAGCUACAGGAGAGAGAGCCCGCGAGGGAAUCUCUAUUAACUGUGGUCUGCUUGCGCUGGGAAAUGUGAUCAGUGCUUUAGGAGACCAGGCUAAGAAGGGAGGACACGUCCCUUACAGAGACUCCAAACUCACUCGUCUACUACAGGACUCACUAGGAGGCAACAGUCGCACAUUGAUGAUCGCCUGCAUCAGUCCGUCAGACCGGGACUUCAUGGAAACACUAAACACACUGAAGUAUGCCAACCGUGCCCGAAACAUCAAGAACAAGGUGGUGGUGAACCAAGACAAGACCAGCCAGCAGAUCAGCGCCCUGCGUGCCGAGAUAGCUCGGCUUCAGAUGGAGCUGAUGGAGUACAAGGCGGGGAAGCGUGUGGCUGGUGAGGAUGGUUCAGAGGGCUUCAGCGACCUGUAUCAGGAGAACGCAAUGUUGCAGAGAGAAAGCGACACACUUCGCCUAAGGGUAAAGGCCAUGCAGGAGACCAUUGACCACCUCAACACCCGUGUAACACAUAUGCUGGCCAAUGAGGUCAGCGCUCUGCUGACCAAGUCAAGUGAGGGCAAUGAGGAGAUCGGGGCUUUAAUCCAGAACUACAUCCGAGAAGUUGAAGAACUUAGAACCAAGCUUCUUGAGAGCGAGGCCAUGAACGAGUCGUUGCGACGGCAGGUGCCCCGACUUUCCUUGCGUUCCCCGUUCCCUUCCUCUGCUCACAGCCCCGCCCCCGGCCACCCCCCUGGCUCCUCCCCUGCUCCCUUGUCCAUGGAAGCUGAGAUGACGGACGUGUUGCGCCGGGCGAAGAUGGACAUUGAGAGGUUGAAGAAGAAGGAGAGGAGGCAGAGGAGAAUGAGUCCAGAGUUGGAGAAAGGUCUGAAGAAACGAGUGAAGCUGCACACUCACGAGAAUGGAGAGAAUGGGCAGAGUGGUCAAAACGGACAGAAUGGAGAGAUCGAUUCAGACGACAAUUACACUGAGGAUAUCAUGUCUCCACUGCAGGAGGAGAGUGGUUGUGAAGAAGAUGAAGGGGAGGAUGAAGAGGAGGGCAGGGAGGAGGAGGACGGGUUUGACAGUGACGAGAGCCUGGUGGAUUCAGACUCAGACUCCGAUGAGAAAGCCAACUUCCAGGCAGACCUGGCUGAUCUGACCUGCGAGAUCGAGAUCAAGCAGAAGCUGAUGGACGAACUGGAGAACAGCCAGCGGAGGCUGCUGAUGCUCAAACUGCAGUACGAGGAAAAGCUCAUUCUACUGCAGAACAAGAUCCGAGACACUCAGCUGGAGAGAGACCGUGUGCUGCAGAACCUCAUGUCUAUGGAGAACUACACAGAGGAGAAGGCCAACCGGAUCAAGCAGGACUACGAGAAACGUCUUAAGGAGAUGAAUCGAGACCUGCUGAAGCUGCAAGUGGCACAGAAAGAACACGCACGUCUCCUGAAAAACCAAGGGAGGUACGAACGGGAGCUGAAGAAACUCCAGACAGAGGUCAACGAUAUGAAGAAAGCCAAGGUGACACUGAUGAAGCAGAUGAAGGAGGAGCAGCAGAGGAGGAGGAUGGUGGAGGCAAAGAGGAACCGUGAGAUCGCCCAACUCAAGAAGGAGCAGCGCCGCCAAGAGUACCAGAUUCGAGCGCUGGAGUCUCAGAAGCGGCAGCAGGAGCAGGUGCUGCGCAGGAAGACACAGGAAGUGACCGCCUUGCGGCGCCUGGCCAAGCCCAUGUCAGACCGUGUGGCGGGGCGUGUGGCCCGCUGGAACCAGAGUCCCCCAGUUACAGACUCCGGGGCUGAGUUAUCAGCCAGCACCACAGCAAGCAGCUCUGAACCUGAGACUGGGAGGACUGUGAGCGGGCUGGUGAGACAGUGGAACAACAAAAACAAUGUGUUUGGAUAUCUGGCAGAGAGUGAAGGGAGCAUGGAUGGAACCAGGGUCAUUGGCAGUAGGAAGAAGUUGCAGCGUAAGCCAGCGGGCGUUGGAAGCGUUGGAGUGGCGGGCCGAGCCAGCAGCUUCUCCAAGUCUGCCCGUCAGAAGUGGCAAGCGCUCGAGCGUCGCGUUAUGGACAUUGUCAUGCAGAGAAUGACAAUCGCUAAUGUGGAAGCUGACAUGGAUCGCCUUAUAAAGAAGCGAGAGGAGCUGACAGUCCAUCAAGAAUCACUCUCACACAAGAAGGACGUACUAAUGGCAGACGGAGAGGGACCAGAAGCAGAAGACCGCCUCCUUCAGGAAAUUACCGAGGAGAUUGAGGUGCUGAACGCCAACAUAGACUACAUCAAUGACAGCCUGUCUGACUGCCAGGCCACCAUUGUACAGAUAGAAGAGACCAAGGACGAGCUGGACUCAGUGGACACCUCAGUUGUGAUCAGUUCCUGCUCUCUGGCUGAAGCACGCAACUUGCUGGAUCACUUCCUGAAGGCUUCCAUAGACAAAAGUCUACUGGUGGCUCAGAAGGAGGCUCAGGUCCGACUGCUGGAGGGUCAGCUGAGACAGACCGAUAUGAUUGGCUCAUCUCACAAUCACAUAAUCCUCGAUGCCCUGCGAGAAAAAGCAGAAUACAUCCCUGAGCUCCACGCUCUUAUCCACAAUGUACAGCAGGAAAAUGGUUACGCCAGCACAGACGAGGAGCCCUCUGAGUUCAGCCAGGCGUCUGACAGCAGCGUAUCUCAAAUGAAAGAAUCCAACAGCCAAGAUGAUUUCAAAAUAAAGAUGGAGCCUCGUCUGUCAGCUCAGAUGAAGGCGGUGUCAGCGGAGUAUCUGGGUCCCAUCCUGGACUCCUCAUCAGGCAGCAAGCAGCAGCACAUCACCAAGUCUCUGGCCUCGCUGACAGACAUCCAGGAGGAUGGCAUGAGCCUAGGGACAUUGAGUCUGGGGCUCAGCCCGGCCUUGCGAGAUCCCUACCACAGGGACCGGGCCUUCCGCACCAUCAGCCUACCUGUCAGGGGACAUACCUUUCCCAGGCAGUCUCGAGGUUAUGACACUUCCCCUCUAACAAGGAGGAAAUCUUACGACCGCGCGUACAGGCCUGCUGACGGCUAUACUCCCCCCUCCUCCCCUCCUUUGAGGACCAGGAACGACCGCAACGUCUUCUCGAGGCUCACCAGCAACCAAACCCAAGGUUCUGCUCUGGACAAGUCGGAUGACAGCGACUCUUCGCUCUCCGAGGUGCUCAGACUGCUCUUCUCUCUUCUUGCAGAUCGCACCUGUAAGAUGUGGAACCUUGUAACAGGUCAAGAGAUCGUCACCCUCAAAGGCCACCCAAACAAUGUGGUGUCAGUCAAAUACUGUCCUUCCUCCUGUCUGGUCUUCUCUGUCUCCACCUCCUACAUCAAGGUGUGGGACAUCCGUGACUCCGCCAAGUGUGUUCGCACAUUUACUUCAUCGGGGCAGGUGGUUUCAGGGGAUGCAUGUGCUGGCACCACCACCCGCACAAUAACCUUUGCACAGGGCGAGUGUCAAAUUAACCAGAUAGCCCUCAACCCAUUAGGAUCUGUGCUAUAUGCUGCUGCUGGAAACACUGUUCGCAUGUGGGACCUCAACAGGAUGCAAGGGAUGGGGAAGCUGACAGGCCACAUUGGCUCUGUCAUGUGUCUGACAGUUGGACAGUCUCUGCUGGGCAAAGACCAAGUCAUCACUGGCUCCAAAGACCAUUAUGUCAAGGUGUUUGACGUGACAGAGGGAACUAUGGGUAAUGUAGGUCCAGCUCAUAACUUCGAGCCGCCCCAUUAUGAUGGCAUUGAGUGUUUGGCUGUACAGGGAGAUGUGCUGUUCAGUGGGUCCAGAGACAACGGCAUCAAAAAAUGGGAUCUGGAGCAGCAGGAACUCACUCAGCAAAUCCCCAACGCCCAUAAGGACUGGGUGUGCGCUCUGGCAUAUGUCCCGGGCCGGCCCAUGCUGCUGAGUGCCUGUCGAGGCGGCAUGCUGAAGGUGUGGAACGUAGAGAACUUCACCCCCAUAGGAGAGGUCAGAGGUCACGAAAGCCCCAUUAACGCCAUAUGUACCAACUCAAGACAGAUCUUCACUGCAUCCAGUGACUGCAGGGUGAAGUUGUGGAGCUAUGUGCCAGGCUUGACCCCGUGUCUUCCUCGACGGGUCCUGGCCAUCAAGGGCCGAGCCACCAGCCUUCCGUGAUUGCCUCUUCUCCGCUCAGCGACCCUCCCUUCCUUUGCGACAAGACAGUGAAGAUCUGGUCGUCAAAGGUGUGGAGGAAAAGGUGACAACCGAAGUAGUUCCUUUGUCGGCCAUCUUCCUGCAGCUUUCUGGCCUGCUUGCUUCUAGCAAUGAGAUGUGACACCAACAACACUGUUUCCAAGGCAAUCAAGGUGUUGUGUUUUUUUCUUUGUCAAGGUGCAACCUUGACAAAGCUGAGGUUGAAUAUGUAUUCAGGCAAAAAAAAGAUUUGCCUUUCAGAUUGUCCUUUUUUACUGCCAAUUUGAAAGUGCCAUUCAGGUGUGAUGCUACUUGGACAAGAUAAACUGCAUCUUCCCAGCUGUGGAUAGGCUAGGCAGAACAAUUUCUCUCUCCUGGCAUGAAAACUACCAGAGUCUGGUAUGGGAUAUGGGACAAUAAAAAGUGUCCUUCUGUUCUUUCACCAAGGUUUUACAAUCCGUGUGGAACAGUGACAGAUGAAUUGGCUCAAAGACGUGCAUGUAUCCAUUGAAUGAAAGUCAUGACGCUAGAGGAAUUUAAAUCCCAGAGAGAUGUUAACUAACAACUGGGACCUCUGACCCUUUCCUCCUUUUCUUCCGCUCAGGACUGUUAAGUGUUCAUUAGCGCUGUGACUGUUCUGACACCGAACACAUUGAAGAGUCAUGCUAUAAGCUCAUUGUGGUGGAUGAUCAAUAAAAAAUUGUUGAUGAAACAUCCCUGGACAAUUACCUAAAACACCAUCAGGUGUUUGUUUUUAGUUUUUUUUACAACGCCUUCCAUUUGCUUUUAAUGUUGUUGACAUGGCUUUCAGUAUGUGACUGAAGCUUUAUGGUGUUCCACAAGCCGUGUAACGUUUUUAAUGACACUUUCUUAUUUAUUUUUUCCCCUACCUCAGUUGUUUUGGAUUUUGCCGUGAGGGAACAUUUUUUACGGGUCUCUGUGUACAAACACCUAGUUCUUGGCAUUUUGAAGUCUUUAUACAAUGCCUGGCUCUUCAUCUCUGUGUGGAUGAGUCCUCUGUGGUUUUCUGGCUAUAAAACUGUCUAGCUGCUGACCCUGCAAACAAGAAAGCACACGUCCAGUAGCACAACUAAGGCCCCGGAGGAUCUGACUGGAUUGUAAUAUUUGUUCUGCAAAGUGCUAACUGCGAC
Molecule: messenger RNA, 6548 nt
Organism: Etheostoma cragini (Arkansas darter)
Lineage: Eukaryota; Metazoa; Chordata; Actinopteri; Perciformes; Percidae
Gene: kif21b
Product: kinesin family member 21B
Exons: 34
Coding region: 361-5379 (1672 amino acids)
Biological process (GO): microtubule-based movement; mitotic spindle organization
Molecular function (GO): microtubule binding; ATP binding; microtubule motor activity
Source: RefSeq, a predicted model, not a curated record